Biomphalaria glabrata is the source of this 3649-nucleotide messenger RNA. RefSeq names its product cAMP-dependent protein kinase regulatory subunit. Gene Ontology annotation, biological process: regulation of protein phosphorylation. Gene Ontology annotation, molecular function: cAMP-dependent protein kinase regulator activity. The record is from RefSeq and is a predicted model, not a curated record. Gene Ontology annotation, cellular component: cAMP-dependent protein kinase complex. Lineage: Eukaryota; Metazoa; Mollusca; Gastropoda; Planorbidae. The transcript has 12 exons. Bases 820 to 2127 code for a protein of 435 amino acids.
GCUCCGCGGGAGUUUCCUCGCCCAGCCGUUCGUUGGACGAUUGAGUGCAAUUAUUUCCCGAGCGUGGCCUUCUGCCUCUCGCCGUAUGACAUCAACUCACGAAUGCAAAUCAAAAGGGGACAAGAAAAGAUUUACGGAUAGGUUUUCAUUCAGAGUGAAGAUUGUGUUCCGCCCCUGUGAUUGGAUGUAAAGUGGUGCCAGUGAUCAGCUUGUUGAAGAACUUUUGUUUCUGUGGGAAGAACGCUAUGUAAUAGAUCCGAGUGUUACUUAUAUUCAACACAGACACUGGCUUAUUGUGUGUGUAUAUCGUAUUUAAAAAGUUGUGAGUUGGUUCUAAAUGCUCACUCAGAGAAAGAUGUGAUUCUACUUUGAGAUCUAGUGUAUACUGUGGAAGGAAGUCAAGAGAAAUGGGAGUUCACUAGUGAUUGUCUGCAGUUACGUUCCAAUCACCCGCCAUCCUUUCACACGCAAUCGCAGAUAAGGCAUAUAGUAGAUAUCUCUGGUAGAACGCAGCUAAGAUUUCUGUUGUAUCAGUGAUUACAUACAUGCAUGGUGGUGAUAUAGCUUUUGUACGCGACAACAUUCACUGCAUUGAAGUUCAUACAGGAUUACAAAGUGUUGGAUUGUAACUGAUUUGAAAGCCUUUUUUUUUUCCUACGUUGCACAGCCAACAAAUAAUGUGUGUGUUUAAAGUGUUGGCGAUAUAGAAGUACAGUGUGUGUUCGGUGGUGUAGUUUUAUUUCUUUGUUUGCUUUUCUUGGAUUUAGUCACAAUUAUUGUUUCUUAUGCUGGAUGUGGUCUAUAGAGUACUGAGCAGCCAUGGGAAAUAAGCUACGCAAAUUGAGAGAUUCUCUUUUUAACUCUCCUGACCAGAAGGAGCCGAGCACUGUGUCCGAGACUGGGCAGUACCGAACUCUCGAACCUUCGGGUGACCAAGUUCAGGGCUUUAACGAUACACCAAAUGACCUGAGCAACUGUCAGCAGUCCUCGACUGACCAGAGUGGGGAAAACCAAGCGACGGAGCAAGAGCCGCAGACGGCGCCGGUCGCCGAGGACGUGAACCCAAGCCAAGAUGUCGACCAAGGUGUGGAGGCCGGCCUCAGAGGUAGUGACACCCCUCCUGCUUCUGUUGACCAGCCGUCUAAUAAAUCUGUGGAGCAGGCGGCCAAAGAGAAGUUGAAGUCUGCCACACCCCCGAGCGACGAGAGAGAAGAUGACGUGGCCAGCACACCGCCACACAUACCUCCCCCCAUGAACAAGAGGACACGGAGAGGAGCCGUCUCUGCCGAGGUGUACAGAGAAGAGGAUGCCGCCCAAUACGUCAAAAAGGUUGUUCCCAAGGAUUACAAAACAAUGGCGGCUCUGUCCAAGGCCAUCUCCAAGAAUGUUUUGUUCUCUCACUUGGACGAUAACGAAAGAAGCGAUAUUUUUGAUGCCAUGUUUCCCGUACACCGGCAUGCAGGGGAGGUUAUAAUUCAGCAAGGUGAUGAGGGAGAUAACUUUUAUGUGAUUGAUCAAGGAGAAGUGGAUGUGUAUGUGAAUGGUGUACAUGUCACCAGUAUUGGUGAAGGUGGAAGUUUUGGUGAACUAGCUCUCAUUUAUGGCACACCUAGAGCUGCCACUGUCAAGGCCAAGAAUGAUGUGAAGUUGUGGGGUAUAGACAGGGAUAGUUACAGACGCAUUUUGAUGGGCAGCACCAUUAGGAAGAGAAAGAUUUAUGAAGACUUCUUGAGUAAAGUGUCUAUAUUAGAAAACUUGGACAAAUGGGAGAGACUAACAGUGGCUGAUGCCCUGGAACCUGUUCAGUUUGAUGACAAGGAGGAAAUUGUAAGGCAAGGAGAACCUGGCGAGGAUUUCUUUAUUAUCUUAGAGGGCUCUGCAGCUGUACUUCAACGUAGGGUAGAGAAUGAAGAGCCAGUGGAAGUUGGACGUCUUGGUCCAUCAGAUUACUUUGGUGAAAUAGCUUUACUUUUAGACAGACCCAGGGCUGCUACAGUUGUGGCAAGGGGUCCCCUCAAGUGUGUUAAGCUGGACAGGGCCCGAUUUGAACGUGUUCUAGGACCCUGCUCUGACAUCCUCAAGCGCAAUAUUUCCCAGUACAAUAGUUUUGUCUCUCUCUCCGUGUAAACAACUGAGUCGGCUAACCAAAUAUUUUGUCAAUGACAAACUUGUUUAGAGUUUUCCCCCCAAACCUGUACUAGGCAGACUUAACUAGCAGUGUCUUGUCCUUACCCCAGAGAGUGUCAUGGCUCCUCUGUUUCCUUAGACAACAAGCAAUUCAUUGAAACCACUUUGUUUUUUAUUUUUUUAGUAUAUUGGAUUCUGUUCUGGGAUAGACUCAAUGUGUUCAAAAAAGAUUCAGGUAUAUUCUGUCUCAUAUUCUCUCAGUUUCUCUCCAUCUCAAAUUAAUAAAUAAAAAAACUAGAUCAGGGACUAGGGCAACUCAAAGUCAGUAAUCACAUGGCUAGUUUACUUUCCAGACCAGCAAAACUUUCCAGCAAGUAGCUUUCAGUUACUGUCACUAUCUCUUCUUCUGCAUGUAAUCCCAGGGUUAGAUCUCACAAGCCAUGUGGCUACUUGGAUCUCUCAACUGUACCUCUAGUCAGAGAAGAAGUCUCUGUGAUACAUGGAGAAUGGUCAAUUUGUACCUAAUGGUGAUUUCAAUUUGUUACUUUAUUAUCAUUUUUUUAAUCCAGGUUCAAGUUUAUAUUUAUAUAGGAUGUAAUUUUUUUUACAGAAAUAAUUCUCCAUUUUUUUAAAUGUCAUAUAAUUGAUUCAGCCGCAAUACUUCCAUUUAAUGAUCUGGGUGAUUUUUUUUUUAAAUGUGUGGUAGUUGUCUCCCAUUGUUUGCCUAAUGUUUGAUGAUUGUGUGGCUGUCGAUUGCAUUCAAUUAAUUCACUGUGUAGUUAGACCAAGUUGCUGUAUUAGAUUUGUAGUCUCAACCAAUUGACUUGAUACUUUUUUGUCAAUGAUUGUUGUCCAGUAGUGUCUGCUUUGGUUCUAUUCAGUGAAUUGAUCAACUUCUAAUAUCACUAACCAAUACAUAUAUUUAUCUAUAUUUAUACUGUACAUGCUCAUUUUGUUUGAUACAGUCAAGUGCAUUGAAAGUUUACGUUUUAAUUGACUGCAUGUUUCAAUAACUGCUGACCACUUUGUUCAUUAGAUCUGUGUCUGUACAUUGAAGAGUGGCCAGUGAGUCUUUAAUGUUGUGGUCAAGUCUGUUCAAACUUAUUACGUACUUGGUAAUAAUCAUAUAUAACUUUCUUUUUUCUCUACAGUGGGGACAUGUCUGUGAUUUAAUUGUCUUUCGACAAAAAAAAUUCAUUCUUUUAACAUUUUUGCGUACGUUUGUAUCUAGGAAAUUAUCUUCCUAAAGGAAACUAUUUGUUGUUAACAAAAACUUUUAUUGUAACUUGUACUGGCUGUAGAUCACUUUCAUGGGCUAUUCUUUUAUUCACAUUUGGUGGAGCCAUGGCUGUGUGAGCCAGUUGGCAGCCAAAUGUGAAGAUCUGCUUGUAAUAUAAAAACUAACAUGAAAGAUCUUUCACCAAGUGUGUGUCUGUAUGUGUAUGUGAUCUAUAGAGCAACCAUAUUUAAUAAUGUUAAUGACUAAUUUAUAAAUAAAGUAAUAAUUGUAUGGAAAACACAA